Messenger RNA from Gasterosteus aculeatus aculeatus (three-spined stickleback), 829 nucleotides. The record is from RefSeq and is a predicted model, not a curated record. Lineage: Eukaryota; Metazoa; Chordata; Actinopteri; Perciformes; Gasterosteidae.
UUUUCCCUGGGAAAUUGGUCGGAAAUGCCUGCGAUAACUGACAACAACAAUGGAGGCCUAUCGAUUUUAUGUAUGUUUGAAAUUAUGUGAAAUACCCAAAGCUACCGGGUUUACCCGCCAAAUGUUUUGUCUCCGUCUUCAGAUGCUGCAGCGUGUGGUGGUGGUGGCGGCAGAGAGUCUUAAGUUACUGGAACAUCAGCUGAUGGACAGAGAGCAGAUUCAAGAUGUCCGGGUGGUCAUGCGCCCUCCUCUGGAUGCCUACGACGUGUUGAUUCACCUGAACCCAAAGCAGGUUCCCCUCCUUGCUCAGGCAGUGGACCCUCACCCUGUCACUUUCAGCAGGGGCCUCAUGGCUGGCCGCAUCGCCCCGUCUGGAGGGGCCCUGCCUGUGAUCGACUACAACCCUGUGUCGCUCUACCUGGCAGAGCUCAGAGAUGCUUUUGGCGACCUAGCCCUUUUCUUCUGCGACCCUCAUGGCGGAACAGUGAUCGCAGUUUUAUGGAAGCCAAAGGCCUUCGUCCCAAUAGGCUUCAAGACGUCGCAGAUGUCUGCGCGGAAAGUGGAGGUGAAUGGGGAGCAAGCGAAUACCAUUCCCAACGUCGAGGCCAUACUGGAGGACUUUAGGAUCCUGGGAAAGGGCUUGAUCAAGUCUGUGGACGCCAGGACUGAAAAAUGGUCAUUUUAGACAUAGCAUUUCCUUGAAAGACGGAACAAUGAAAAAAUUGAUUUUUAGAUUUUUGUCAGCACUGUUGUCGGUCAAUGUGGUUAAAGAGGAACUAGAUGUUUUUCUGUCAAAGGCUAUGGCUAAUAAAAUCUUAUGUACUCUUGA